AUGAACACCUCUCCGGAACUGAACCGCGUCUAUGAGCGAGCUUGGGGCCGUCAAUGGCCUCGCCACGACGAUGCAAUCCUCAAGACCGACAUCGGUCUCCCUCCUGACACCGAAUGCACCGAUGCGGACGGUGUGGCUAUCGACAUCCCCGACCUCUGGUACUACACUUGCCUCGAUGACAUCGAACCCAUCUCUAUUGCACUUGGUAUAACGACAGAAAUCAUGGAUUUUCUGCUUCUUCGCUCUGAAUACGGCUUUCUGCGGGAGUUCAUCGAGAAGAGUACUGGAAAGACACGCGCCUUCGUGGUCACGGGACAGUCAGGGAUCGGCAAAACUGUGUUCCUCAUAUACCUUCUUCUGUAUCGCCUUGAGCACAACCUUCCGACUGCGGUCCAAUUCGACGGCCAUUGUUACUUCGUCUUCGAUGGCGAGGGCGCCUCGCGGCAUCCUCUCGGCGGUCCAGUCGAUCCCCGACUCAGCUCGUGUUGGGCGUUGGCUGACAGCAAUGCCUAUGUUGUCCAGCCAUGUGAAGAUUUUGCAAGCCGGGCCAAGGUUGUCAUCCAGGCUUCAUCACCGAAACCCAAGAGAUGGUUGAAGCAAAAGAGGGGUGAGCGUAUCUACGCAGAGCUGCCGACGGUGCUAGAGAUCGCUGCGAUUUUGAAUGAGAUCCACCACGUCUCAUCUUCCGCAUUUCCGCUCGUGACUAAGUGGGGACCAUCCACUAGGACGAUCAUCGACAUCGCGAGUGCCAUCGUCCAGGGUCCCGAGGAAGCCCAAGAUAUGGAAAGGAAUCUGCAGGCUGAGGCAGACCAGGCAGCCCACAAAAUAUGCUCUGAUCCGUCGCUCGUUGGUCUGCACUUAGUCGGCGACGGUAUACCAGACAGUUUCGGUUCCACCAUCGGCUUCGUUCGCCCUCACCGUAGAAUCACCCCGAGCGGCAAAAUCGCCGCUUCAUCUCGAGCAAUCUGGUCUAUCCCGACGACGUUCCUCGACGAAAUAUUUACGCAACAUUGCACCAACUUCUCCAACGAGAAAUCCCGUGAGCUCUUCAUCGCCCUCAGUUCCCACUCCCUGACUCGGACCGCCGCCGGCUGGAAGUAUGAAAAGGACGUUCAUCGUCGCCUCAGCACAGCUGGCGCACCACCUCUCACCAUCUUCAACCACGAUCGAAAUAUGCAGAUGCGCCCAUCAGCCGAGCUCGUUCCUGGCACAGUGGACGGUCUGAAGCACACUGGUGCCUCCAAAGCGUUUUACUGGAUGUCGUCUGUGAUGAUUUGGGAAGGAAUCGACGGUAUUCUCGGCGAUACCGACAAUAACCUCUACGCCGUGCAGGCGACAAUCGCGUCGGAAUACAGCAAUCCCGUGAAGGGACUUAAGCAGGCGUGGCUUGCCGUCGACUCGAGCGCUCGAGCGAGCCGUCAUUGGCAUUUGGUCGUCGUCGGAGCUGACGUAGGAAUGGUUGAUGGGCUCGUGAAGCAAUAUUCAGGCCAGUUGGAGGGCUUCAAGCUCGGCUGCGAUCAAGGACGUGUGCAGGUGUGGGGUUGUGUCCUGGAAGAACUGUUCCAACCAUGA
Messenger RNA from Stereum hirsutum FP-91666 SS1, 1572 nucleotides. RefSeq lists its product as uncharacterized. The coding region runs from base 1 to 1572 and encodes 523 amino acids. Lineage: Eukaryota; Fungi; Basidiomycota; Agaricomycetes; Russulales; Stereaceae. The transcript has 3 exons. The record is from RefSeq and is a predicted model, not a curated record.